Messenger RNA from Racocetra persica, 425 nucleotides. NCBI's taxonomy places the organism in Eukaryota, Fungi, Glomeromycota, Glomeromycetes, Diversisporales, Gigasporaceae. The record is from the annotation of a GenBank genome assembly.
CAGAUUUCCAGAAAAGUUGGUUCAUGAUCAGACAUGGAAAGAAUCUGAAGAGAAAAUUUUAUCUGUUGUAAAUGAAAAUUUUAAUACUAUGAAAGACGUUUGGAAUAAUUCAGCUCUUAACUUCAAAGUAGCUGGAAUGUUAAAUGAGAGAACUUAUCAAUCUACCAUCAUUGUACCAUUUAUUCAAGCUGUACUAAAAGAUUUUCCCUUUAGAUCUUCAUUUAUUAGCACAUCAGAAAGAGAAAGUGCUGCUAGUGCGGAUAGAAAAGGAAACGGUCAAGCGAAAAGACGUCCAGAUGUCAUGUUUAUGGUGAAACAUUUGGAUAUGCUCUUCGAAAUUAUGUAUGUUGAAUGCUUGAGAUUGGUUUGUACACCUCAAAAAACGAUAGAUGAUAAUGUUAAGUUAUGGAAAGAAUGUAAUGAUG